Molecule: messenger RNA, 2052 nt
Organism: Ceutorhynchus assimilis (cabbage seed weevil)
Lineage: Eukaryota; Metazoa; Arthropoda; Insecta; Coleoptera; Curculionidae
Source: the annotation of a GenBank genome assembly
AUCAAUUCAAUAAUAUAAACAAAGUCAUUGAUUCCUUUCAUUAUAGCGAUUGAAAGUUUUCUGAUGAACAUUUUCAGACAAAAUGCUAGUUUUUGAAGAUGGAAUAAUUAAAACUCCUGAUUUUCAAUUUAAUGAAAAUUGCGGGGGUAUUGGUUGUAUGCUUUUCGAGUACUUAAAAAAAUAUAGUGACAGAAUUGCAUUGUUAAAUACUUUUGACGACAACUACCUUACCUAUGAGCAACUAUUCCAGAAAACCGUAUCUGCGGCCGUGGCUCUACAAAAACGCGGAAUAAAACCAAAAGACUUGAUAGCCAUUUGUUCAAAUAGGGAAAAUCUUGAAGCGAACAUUCCAAUAAUUGCCGCCCAGUUUUUGGGAUGCGUUACUUUUAGCAUAGAUCCGACAAUGAGCUUUGAUGAAAUUUUGGAGUUGGUUAAACAAGUGCAACCAAAACUGAUAUUUGUUAUACAUGAUGCAAAGCAAAUCAUAAAGGAAGUUUUCCAAGAGUGCAACUAUGAGGUUGAUUUAAUCGAGUUUGGUUUGCAAUUUCAAUCAGAAUUUUUACAAUUUUAUCAAGAAUUUCAGCCACUAUUUAUUAAAAAUCUGCAAGAAACUUGCAUGAUUCAUUUCAGUAGUGGUUCCACAGGAACCCCGAAACCCAUUUGCUUGAAUCAUUAUUAUUUUCUUGUAUUCAUACAUGAAGGCAUUGACCCAACAAAUCACCGAACAACUUCUGUAAGUCUCAGAACCUCAAAUUGGUACUGGGUCAGUGCCUCGAUGGAAAUGAUUAGUUUUAUAAGUGAUGGAGGCUGCAGACUGUUGCAAGAUAAAAUGUGCAUCCAGAAACUUUGGUUUAUAGUUGAGAAAUACAAAGUCACCCAUCUAAUGCUUACUCCUUUACAUUGCAUUGAAUUAACGGAAACGCCAAAACCGACUAAAGUGGAUACUUCUAGCUUGCUGAAAAUUUCUAUUGGAGGAUAUGUACUUCAUAAAGAGUAUAUGAUUAAGUUGAGGCAACUUUUGCCAGGUGUCCAUAUAAUGCAAACAUAUGGAAUGACUGAAUGUGGCAUUAAUACAAUUUUCAAUGAGAAUAUUCCCUACCACAGAAAACUAUUGCAUGAAAAGCCUGACAGUUGUGGCUUACCAGUAAACGGACUUUACUAUAAAGUAGUUGAUUUGAAUACUGGCAAAAAUUGUGGCCCAAAUCAACAAGGAGAAUUAUAUUUAAAGGGUCGAAAAUUAUUUACCGGUUUUCACAAUCAAGAUUCUUCGGCGUCUUUUGACAAAGAUGGAUUUUUUGCAACUGGAGAUUUGGUUUAUUUUGAUAACGAUUUUUGUUUUUUUAUUGUCGACAGGAUUAAAGCAGUGCUAGGCUGGAAUGACUGGUUAAUUUAUCCAAGUCACAUAGAACAAGUUCUGUUUAGCCAUCCGGCCGUUUUUAAUGCAAUGGUUAUUGGUAUACCGCACAAAAUCGAAGGUGAAAGACUUAUGGGUGUGGUAAUAUUAAAAGAAAGUAGUGCUGGAAAAGUUAAAGAAGAAGAGCUGGUUAAAUAUGUGGAAGAUAGAGUUGAAGACCAUAAAAGGCUGCGCGAAGGGUUGGUGUUUGUGAAAGAAUUUCCCACCACAAUCACUGGAAAAGCUAACAGAUUGAAAGUCAAGGAAAUGAUUGUAAAAAAUCUCCAUUGAAAAAAUUUGUAUUAAUAAUGCUAGAAAUAAAAUUGUUUGUAAUGUCAACUAGCUACUUUAGGAAUGGAGGACCCGGUAUUCAACCAUAUUAAUUAAUCGAAUGUUAAUUGCAAUUCAGCGAUAAAUUUAUAUAAAUAGUGGGCCAAGCCGAGCAACAGACAGAUUUGAACCAGUGUUAGUACCACCACCCUGGGAAAGCCCCUUUAGAUGAGAAUCAGUUAAACGGCGAUUAACAUUCUAUGUAACAUUAAACCGACAUUCCUUUCUAAGUAGCGUCAAACGUGUGGCCCUUCCCACGGAAGAGCAUGCAUCCUGGAGCAUUCAUGACGUAAUGACUUCUUAGCAAAUAUACACCUUUCUAUAUAAAA